GACAUCUUUGCGUAAUUGCUGCCUGGUACGGCAUCUUGCUGCGGUAUGCGGUACCUAUGGCCAAUAUGCGCCGGGUGGUGCCCAUCAUGGAUGGGGUGGUGCUGGGCAUUCGCACUUGGCUGUGCAUCAUCAUCCGUACUCUGCACAUGUCCCGGGGCCACCACCGUCUGGAGUUACACCUGGUGAUUUGCAUGGCAGGCCAAGUCAAGACUGUACGGGCCAGCGACUUGAAGAUGGACUUGGGCAAAGAGGCCUUUAGCAAGUUGGUUUUGGAGUGCUUGCUGAUACUUUCUCCUGAGGAGUUUGGUGACAUUUGGGUCGGUAUUCCACGUCAACUUCGGGCCGUUGCAUGGCGCCCGCCACCUGGAGUUGUUGUAGACAUUGACUCACUGAAAGGUCGCCAUAUUGAUGCCAGCACCCGUGUUGCCGAUCCCGGUAACCGAGAUGUAAGCCCUGACCGGCAGGCGGCAAGAACUUCUGCCCAGACUCCCAAGAAAGGAUUGGCUGGAUUGUCGGCUUUGGCCAGUGCGACUCCAUGUAAAGCAGGUGUUGGCCCUCCCCCGGGUGAUCGCAACGGUGAAGAAUUUGCAACUUGGGUCACUGCCAGGAUUCAAGCUGAUGUGGAAGGUUUGUCUAUGGAUUCUUUGGAGGUCAAGAAUACGAACCGCUUUCCAUGCAAAUUGAAGCCCAGUGCGGCUUUGAAGACCCUUCCUCCGUUGGACGUGAUGAGCCCCAUUUACCAGCACACCUUUCAGUUCUACUUGCGCAAGUUCAAAUCGUUGAUUGGUGAUGUGAGUCUUGGAUCGUCUCCUGCAAAGUCUUUGAAGCGUUUGUGUGAUGCUUUGAACUUGGAUGUGAGAGGCAAGGAUGCACAGGACCCGGGACGCAUAGCUUCAGCUUGUGGCGUGGCUUUAUGCUUGCUUGCGUUGUUGCGAUUUUGGUUCCUGGGCCUCGCCAGAAAGAUCAUGGAGGCUGAUGAGACUUUGCUUCGCAUCUGUGCCAGCGUUUGGCUAUGCAUGCUACAGGAGGCUUGGAAACUUGGCUUGCAGAAGAUCGUUGCAGCGCUGGCAGGGCAUCGUUUUGGCUGUGGGCCUUCUUCCGUGGCUGCAUGGAGGUUGUCGCGGGCUGCUUGGGUGUAUGUUGUGCAACGGGCAGUGAAUCACGAGGCAGGCUGGCAUAGGGCGAGGGCAUUGCGGAUGCUGCGUCGGAUUGCUCGUGUUCGGAAAGAUUUGCCUUCGCCUAUUGCUGUGAUAUCCUGUGAUGUCCCUUGGGUUGGUUCCCAGCGGGCGCAGAGCUUAGUUACCAAUGCUGUGAGAGAUUUGGUGGCUUCUUGGCGACAUGCUGGGCACUGGCCGCCUAUUCUCCGGCAUGCGAAGGUACGGUUCAAGUGGGCGUCUACGCCUUUGCUAGGUGAUGUGCUUCGCUGCCACGAUUUCUUUGAGUAUUUUUCUCUCCAAGGCCCUCCUUGUAUUUGUGAUGAGUUUCUGUUUCAGGAUCCCACUGGGCCAACGGUGACCUUUGACGGUAAGGCCCAUAUUGCCGCCUCUCAAGCGCAAGUUCCGUGGCCAUGCCACCUAGAGAAGUUCCGUGCUCUACCAGCUAAUUUGCGCUUGCCACCGAAGAGACAGCAAAUUUGUAUAGCUGUGAGGAAUGUGAUGCGUAGGCUACGGGAUAGGUGCAGUGUAGUAGAUGAGGCUUGCUGGGUGGAAUCUUGCGUGGCUACUCUGGCUGGGGCAUUGGAGGACUUGGCCUUGCGGCAUUCGCAUUGUUUCCCUGUUUCUUGGAUGGAUGUUGCCUUGGCUAGGGAUUUCCUUGCACCCUUUUUCAGCCAGAUCUUUGAUCACAACUUGUCUCGAAUUGGUGUCUUUUGUCCUUUUUUGGUGCAUGCGCAUGCUUGUGCAGCUUUGGAUUUGAGCGGAGCAUCCACGGGGCUCGACUUUGCUUGGGAAUCUGAUGUGCGGAGAUGCGUGGUGUUGGGUGUCAUGGCCAAGGUUGAUGGAUCGCCUUCGCAUUUGCAACCUGCCAAAGUUUCCUCAGUGCCUGUUAGGAACAUGUUUGCAGCGCGGUGUGGUUGGAUUGCAGCGAUGGACAUGGUUGAUUGCUUUCAUCACCUUCCCUGCUCUGAAGCACCUGUGAUUUGGGACAGGGUGGCGGCCUUCUGGACUGCACGACAUGUUUCAGAGAUUAGCGUGCCUCUCCGAAAGGGUGGUGGUGCUGGCAAGCUUGGUCGUUAUUGUGAAAUGGGUUGGCAAUGUUUUCCUUUACCCAGAUUAUUAGCAAGGCUUGCGCACUUCAGCUUGACCAACUUUGUCGCAUUGCCCGGACUUCUUGGUCCGGAACUGCGCGGUGCCCCCAUGGGCGAUGCCUUGAGCGGUGCAGUAUUGAGAUUGUUCAAAUGGGAGUGGGAUUCCUCUCAGCGCCCCAUGGAGUAUAAGGACACUGUCUCAAUGCGCAGUUCUUGUUCCAAGUUGGUGCACUUGAAUGGCAGUAACAUGUUGGUCCUGGACGUGAGCUUUCGUGAUGAUUUGCGGACGUUUUGCAUUUGGGAUGGAACAUCAUCAGGCAUUGAUAAAAGGAGAGCGUCACAGUGGGCCACUGCGCGCCUACGGGCGCGAUACUGUUCUGGUACCAUGGCCUUGGAGGAAACAGGUUUCCAGACCUUCAUUGGCUUCCAUAUUAGGCCACCCGGCCACACCCGCCCACCCGCCCACCCGGCCAUCCGGCCAUCCGGCCAUCCGGCCACCCGGCCAUCCGGCCAGCCGGCCACAGCCACUUCCCCCAUCGCCCCGGCCACAGCCACGGCCACCCGGCCACGGCCACCCGGCCACCCGGCCACGGCCACCCGGCCACCCGGCCACGGCCACGGCCAU
Cladocopium goreaui is the source of this 2870-nucleotide messenger RNA. Lineage: Eukaryota; Dinophyceae; Suessiales; Symbiodiniaceae. The record is from the annotation of a GenBank genome assembly.